Paramecium primaurelia is the source of this 1143-nucleotide messenger RNA. The record is from the annotation of a GenBank genome assembly. NCBI's taxonomy places the organism in Eukaryota, Ciliophora, Oligohymenophorea, Peniculida, Parameciidae.
AUGGGUAUUUGUUUUCAAAAAGAAGAUUCCACUUAAGUUUAUGAUUCAAAAACUGAUAAUAAUAAUAAUAAUAUACUUCCAUAAGAUGCAAAACAAAUCAAACUAAAUGAUCAAUUGAACAUGGUAUGUUUAGAAGAUUUUAUAUUUACAAAGGUUAAUUAAUGUUUUAUCUAAAAAGGUUGUAGGUAGAGGAUCGUUUGGAAAAGUCAUGUUGGUAUAACAUAAAAUGACAAAAAAUUAUUAUGCAAUGAAAAUAUUAAGAAAGGAUAUUAUAUAAUAAAAAGGAUAAUAAGUACAUACAAUGAAUGAAAGAUAAAUUUUAGAAGUUGCUUAACAUCCCUUUAUUGUCUAAUUGCAUUUUGCAUUCUAAACUCCUGAAAAAUUAUAUUUAGUUACUGAUUUUCUUGCUGGAGGUAAUAUAAAUAUUUCAUGAUAGGUGAAUUAUUCUACCAUUUAAGAAAAUCCAAAAAGUUUUCAGAAGAAAGAAUGAAAUUAUAUGCUGCUGAAUUAAUAUUGGCAUUAGAUUAUCUUCAUUAAAAAGGAAUUAUUUAUAGAGAUUUAAAACCAGAAAAUAUUUUAAUAGGAAUUGAUGGUCAUCUAAAAUUGACAGAUUUUGGUUUAUCUAGAAUCAAUUUAAAAGAAGGAGAAAGAACUUAUACAUUCUGUGGUACUCCUGAAUAUUUAGCCCCUGAGAUUUUACUAGGUUAAGGACAUGAUUAAUCAGCAGAUUGGUGGAGUCUUGGUGCACUUAUGUAUGAAAUGAUAGCUGGAGCUCCUCCAUUCUAUUCAAAUGAUAAGGGUAUGAUGUUCAGAAAUAGACUUGAGAAAAAAAUAGAGAUGAAACCAUGGUUCUCUCAAGAGGUCUCUAGUUUGUUAACAGGAUUAUUGAUAAAUGAACCUACCAAAAGAAUUACUAUUGAUUAAAUCAAAGCUCAUUCAUUCUUUAGCUCUUUUACUUGGGAAGAUGUAUAUAAUAAAAGAAUCAAACCAUAAUUUAUACCUAAACUUAAAGAUGAAUUAGAUUUAUAAAAUAUUGAUCCUAUUUUUACAGAAGAAGAGAUAACUGAUACUCCUAUAGAUACAUUAAAAGUAGGUACAUUUGAAAAAUUUACAUAUGCAAAUUCAUAAAUAUUCAAAUAAUGA